AUGAGCAAUGAAAGAGUGGACCAGGGUGUCACAGAGGAUCCAGUCACUGUGGAAUGCUUACAGUGGAGGGAAGAGGAAGAUGUGUUUGGUUAUGGUAUUCUGCUGGAGGUGGGGGAAAUGAUGGAUGGUGAUCAUUUGAAUGUGGAGGAUGUGGAGCCUUGUCAAGGUUAUUGGUCAGAAUGGAGCAAUACAUUUACACCAAAUGUGCUCCAAAGAGGAGAUCAAGAAUCACCAGAGAAUCUAUGUCAUUCAAAUGAAUCGUUUAACAAUAUUCAGUGUGAACGUGUUGAUGCCUCCAGCUCGCAAGGCUCGACGACAGCUGACAAUGUGACAUGUGAUCUGCAAGGACUCAAAUGCACCCCGCCACUUUCUGAUAAUGGUUUCAUGUGUCAUGACUACAGAAUUCGAGUAUGUUGUAUAACCAUCAACACAACUACCACCCCAACAACUACCCCAACAACUACCCCAACAACUACCCCAACAACUACCUCUACAACUACCCCGACAACCACCCCAACAACCACCCCAACAACUACCCCAACAACUACCUCUACAACUACCUCUACAACCACCCUGACAACUACCUCGACAACUACGUCAACAGCCACCUCUACAACUACCCCAACAACUACCCUGACAACCACCUCUACAGUCACCCCGACAAUGACCCCAACGACCACUUCUACAACUAUCUCCACAAGACCCUCUACAAUCACCACCACAACCUUCACAACCACCCCCACAAGUAUCUCUACAACUACCCCGACAACAUGCCCUUGCAGCAUUACUGCAAGUAAACAGUGCACUGGAACAUGGAAAGAAAACUGUGCUAUUAAAAGCUGUGUGCAAGGAAAAACUGUCAUUGAAAAAGUCUGCAAACAGGAGAAGCCUGAAUGUCCUAACCAUUUAAAGCCCAUUGAAGUAAUAAAUGAAUGUGGCUGCCUGUCUUGGGAAUGUGGCUGUGAAUGUAGAGUGUGGGGUGAUCCACACUAUCUAACUUUCAAUGGGCUGGCGUAUAAUUUCUAUGAAAACUGCACAUACAUUCUAAUGGAAGAACAAAAUCCAAAAUACAAUUUCAAAGUUCUAGUGGAUAAUUACUUCUGCUUUCCAAGUUUCCCAUAUUCCUGCCCAAAAGGACUAAUUAUUUUUCACAGAGGAGAUAAGAUCACUAUUUCAACUAAUUAUGGCUUUGUGUUGAGAGUUAAUGAAAAGCCAAAAAAAAUUCCCUACAAAGCAGAUGAAGUAAUGGUAACCAAUCGAAAUGCCAGGAGUGUGCGUCUUUACUUCAAUGACAUUAAAACAACGAUCAUAGCUGCUCGGAAUGACUUUAGAAUCAUUGUGUCAGAAAGGUUUUUCUACAACAAUACCCAAGGACAGUGUGGCACUUGUUCAAGUAGUACAAGGGAUGACUGUGUGAGACCAAACGGGGUAAUUGAGUCCUCUGAUUGCUGCCAUAAAACUGCACUUGAUUGGAAGGUUGAUGACCCCAGUAAACCAUAUUGCGAUUCAGCUCCUCAGAAUCAAUCAUGUGUGCCAGUUCCAACUUUCACACCUUGCUCUCCCACGUCGAUUUGUAACGUCAUUCCAGACAACAACGGGGAGAAACGCGCGGAGCGUUCGCAAGGAGGUGUGUCUGGACCUGAAGGUGUCUGCCGAAGACAGCCAGGAUCUCCUUCCACUUCCCACUCCGUGAGCUCAGCUGCCUCGAAAGGAGAGCCGAUGGAACCUGGGUUCGAUUUGCAGUCUGGCCGUGACGGAGAGCCCUGCUGCCAAGAUAGUGCUUACGGAUCAUCUGCUUUAGACACAGACAUGGAAGAGGGCCACACGCCUCCCCACAACAAUAUCAUCUACUACAAUGAAGAACUGUUGCAUAAGCAUCUGAAACCUAAAGAAGAUGAAAACGAUGCAAAUCACCACUGA
This is a messenger RNA of Rhincodon typus (whale shark), 1920 nucleotides long. Its product is annotated as mucin-2-like. Gene Ontology annotation, cellular component: extracellular matrix. The coding region runs from base 1 to 1920 and encodes 639 amino acids. Lineage: Eukaryota; Metazoa; Chordata; Chondrichthyes; Orectolobiformes; Rhincodontidae. The record is from RefSeq and is a predicted model, not a curated record. The transcript has 8 exons.